This is a messenger RNA of Hydra vulgaris (swiftwater hydra), 5344 nucleotides long. The record is from RefSeq and is a predicted model, not a curated record. NCBI's taxonomy places the organism in Eukaryota, Metazoa, Cnidaria, Hydrozoa, Anthoathecata, Hydridae.
UUUAAACAUAUCAAAGUAAUUUUGAUUUGACGGGAUUCUAGAUAGGGAUUCCGCCGAUCGCCUGAUCGCAAUUUUGUCAACAUCAGUUAUUACUAUUUAUUUUACAACUCAAUUAUGACUAAAUAGUUUGAUAGAUAUAUAUAUCCUGUAUAAUAAAUAUGCAAUUAUAUUUUACAUGGGUUCAUUUAUGACAUGUAAAUAGAUUAUUUUCAAGGCAAAAAUGGCUAUCUUACCUGCUUUUCAAAUCAGCAAGUUAGUGUCUUCUGAAGAAAACGAAUGUGUUCCAUUAACGCAAUGCUAUUCAGAAAAACAAACUAAUUCAGCUAUUUCUACUAAUGCUUUUACUCUACCAAACAACUUAAAUGACGACAAAAAUAAUAAUUUUAAUAAUGAAAUUGUAAAUAAAAAGAGGAUGGUUAUACAGGAACUUAAAAACAAUUCUCCAAAUCAACUUUCUCAUUUAUAUAAAAGUGAUUCUGUAGAUGGAGAACCGGAAGCAAAUAGAGAAUUAAGUUGUUACAGUCAAAAUCAUGCAGUGAAUAAAAACUUAGCUAAGAGCAAUUUUUCAAAAAUGAUAAAAUUAGGAAUACAUCAAUAUCCACUACUUAAAAAGUCAGGGAAGGUGGAUCAAUCUUUAAUAAGUACUAAUAUUUUAGCAGAAAUCCAUAAGAAAAAAAAUGAAAAAGAAAACAAAAAAGAAGUAACAGAUGAUUCAAAUGUUCAAAGUUUACCACAUGUAUCAAAACUUAUUAGAGUGAAUUCAUCUAAAAAUUUUAAAUCAAUUUAUAAUCAUAAGGCUGGUGCCGAGGAUAGUGAAAAAGCUCCUGUCAAUUAUGUUGUUACAAAAUCUUUAAAUAUUGAUCUUAAAAAAGAAAAAAGCUCUAGAGAGCAUUUCUACAAGUCAUUUUCACUGCUUGUAAAGUUAGGUGGAAGAAAUGUGAUAGAUGCUAAUAAUAAAAAAGUACAUAAUGAUAAUCUUUGGCAGGUGAAGUACAAUGAACUACUCUGGCUUGAAAUUCGUGCUUGGCAAUUUGGAAAUACUGUAGAAGAAGAGGAUAAUAGACUUCAAGAAGAACGUUUUAAAAUUGAAAAAGUUCUUGAUGAGGUUAUAAUGUUUAAGUUUUCUAUGUCUGAGGAUGAUAACUACAAAAAUGGAGAUGAAGAUAAUAAAGAAAAAAUUUGUUCAAAAAAUUAUAUUUUAGAUAAUAUCAAUUCUGUUAGUGGAAAAUAUAAGACAACUGUUUUUUCUCAGAAAAGUUUGAUUACUGAUGAAAAGGAUUCCAAAGCAAAUCCAAACAGUUAUGUUGUUAUUUCUCAUCAUCAAGAUUUCUUUGAUAAAAAGCGUUAUGUUGGAGCUAUGAAAGUUGUUGUUGAGUUGCUAAAGAAAGUUGACAAUGUGGAGAAAUUGUACCCAAGUCGUGAAUCUCUUAUUAAUGAACAUUUUAAGUAUAAAGAUGUCAAGUUUGUGCGGAAUUAUGAGGCCCUUCUGUUUUGGAGAAAUAUUAAUAUUGAUAUUUUUCAAACAAUGUACAUGCUUUCUAAAUGGAUAAAUAUUGAUUUAGAAGAUCAAGUAGUCUGGGGCGAUUGGUUUUUACAUGGAUUAGAACUCGCUCAUUUUCAAGUAAAACAUUCCUUUUACAAUUCAAAAUGGUGUUCAGGUAGCAUUCAUGAUGUUUUAAAAAAUUCAUCUGCAUCAUUGCUUGCAGAUCCAAAUAAAGUAAAAAAAGGUAGAAAAGGAAAACAUUUUCAUCAUUUAUCUGUAAUUGAGCAAACCAGUACCUCCAGAUAUCGCUCUUUUGUUGAAACUCAGAUGAGAACAUCUGGGUUUUUUGGAUUAAUGAGGCGUGUGAAAAAUCUUUUAAAGUCAACUUUAGUCAAGGGACAGUUUAUUUUUUCUGAUCAAACAAAAGAUUUAUCAAAUAAUGAACUUGAUAAUUCAUCAUUUCUAAAAAAAGAACCAAAAAAUGUGUUGAAUAUUGUAAAUUCACUUUCACCUGUGUCACCUAAUAACACUGAAAGCGAUUUCAGCAUGUCAAAUUUUGGUAAUGGAGUUCAAUAUGCAAAGGCUUGUCAAGAGAUGUGUUUACCAUCAUUUCUUGACAAUUACUUUUUUUUAACUAGAGUUCCAAUAGACAUUGUUCAUGAGAGUGUGCGUUUUCGUAUUGAAUGUAAACCAAAGGUAGAACCUUCCUACUUAAGUAUCAGGCAGAUGAUUCAUGAAUGCAAAGAAGUUAUUUCAGGUAGUGUCAUGUCAAAGCAUUAUUAUAAAAGUAUAAUUAGCCCAUUUCUAUCUGAAGUCAGUCAGAAUCAAGUAUAUUUGUAUAAUACAAAAAUUCGAGAGUUUGAAGGAGAUUUAAAGUUGAUGCUAAAUUUAUACUUUGAUUAUUUACAACAUUGGAUUAAACUGGUGCAUAAAAUGGAAAAAACAAGUGAAAAUCUUAAGAAUAUUUUAGAUGAAGAAUGGAGCUUCACAAAGGAGAUCUGCAUGUUUGUUCAUGAAGGAGAAUCAAUUGGGGCUUACAAGUUUUGUGUAAUGGUAUCUGAUAUUCUUAAAUCCAGCAGUCAGUAUCUUAAAGAUUCAGUUGGUUGCCUUUUCUCUGAUUGUAAAUUACAAGAGGAUUGUUCAAAUUUUCGUCAAAAAAUAGCAACUGUGUGUUUUGAAUGUAAAAACAUUAUCAACGAAGUUAGAGCGAGAGCUACAAAAGGAUUAGGUUUUGCAAAAAUGUUGUGCAAGGAUUUAGGCAUAGCUGCAAAAUAUGAUAUAAUUUCUUCAUAUGAAAAAUGUUUUUCAAAAUUAAAAUCUUCAAAUCAUGUAUUGAUUGAGCAUGAUUUAGAAACAGAAUUCCUUAUUUUUGCACCAUCUGUUUUGACAAAUCGAAAAGGACAAUGCAAACAACUCAUUAGUCUAAUACGUGGUUAUGAUGAUCCAGAUCGCUCAUGGUGUAUGGAUGGUUAUAUAAUUUUGCUUAAGUGUCCAACCGGAAAACCAUUUUGGAAAGGAAGAAGGUCAGCUCUGGAUUUUUCAAAUGAUCUUGAUAUAGUUUUUUCUAACAUUAAGGUUGAAGGAUUAGUUUUAAUAUGCAGCAAUUCAUUUAAUUUAAACUCGCAAAAAAAGAAUAUUGAAAAGGUUAUGGCUGAAUGUAUUAAAUUGACAUCAGAACAGACUUCAAGUCAUCAUUUAAUUGAGAAAUCUCUCGAAGAUAUGAAUAAUUCUGCUCUUUUGUUGGCAAAUGUCAUAGUAUCAGCAAUUGAGGAUAUUGGAAGUAACCUUGAUACAUAUUACUCAUCAGAUAAAGCAAAGGUUGAUACAAUUUAUGCAAAAAAACUUUGUGUUGGGUCAAUGCACCUCUGUUUUUCACUUGGAUUUGAGUAUCUUCGUGAAGUAUUUCGGUUAUUUACUGGUCAACAUCGUUUAGAAUUGUCAAAGCUUUUUAUUAGAUUGUCUAAAAUAUGGAUGAAUUUUGUUAUGACAAAAACUGAACGAGGCAGAGGAACUCGACCUAGAUGGGCUGCCCAAGGAAUGGAAUUUUUAAUUGCAGCAAUUGAUCCAAUUAAUUUAGAACAAUUAUCUGGAGACGAGUUUCAGAGUUUAAAAUCAGAAAUGCAAGCUUGUGCUCGUCAUGUCAUUGGAACAUAUGCUACAAAUGAGACUAAAACAAAAGAGUCUCAUAGUAACAAUUUAUUGUUGAAACGAAGUCGUAGUCUUACACAAAAUAACAAGUCUCCUGAUAGUCCAAUUAAAGAUGAAAAACAAGAUAGCAAACAGAGGACUUCUUUAACUCUUGAGUUUCCAAUAACACAUACAUCAUCAGAACCAACAUUGCCGCAUGGAGGUGACAGUAUGUUUCUUGAAGAAUUAUAUGAAGAGUCGAUUGAAGAUGCAAAAGAAGUGGGUGUACCUGUAAUUGUCCGUGUUAGAAAUUCUAUUAAAGAAAUUGAAGAGCGACGCACAGCAAAACUACAACAUAUGGGUGUCAUAGGAAGUGUCACAUAUAAAAAACCGGAUUUAGCAGUUGAGUUAAUGCAGCUAAAUUUCAGAAGAGUCCAUUUCAAAUGGCAACUAGGAAAUAAAAUAGGAGAAGGCCAGUUUGGAAAAGUAUUUUCAUGCAUCAAUCUUGAUACUGGAGAGCUUAUGGCAAUGAAACAAAUUCGAUUUAAUCCAAAUGACUAUGCAACUAUCCAAUCAAUAGCUGACGAAAUAACAAAUGUACAAAGUGUUAAACAUGAAAGUUUAGUCAAGUAUUAUGGUGUUGAAGUUCACAAGGAUGAAAUGCUUAUAUUUAUGGAAUACUGUGAAGAUGGUACAAUUGCAGAAGUGGCAAAACUUGGUCUUCCAGAAUCUUUAAUUCGUGUUUACACUUAUCAGAUUAUAAAAGCUGUAGACUUUUUACAUCAAAAUGGCAUUAUCCACAGGGAUAUUAAAGGUGCAAAUAUUUUUCUUUCAUCCAGUGGAAUCAUAAAAAUUGGAGAUUUUGGUUCUGCUGUUAGACUAAGGGAUGCUUUUGAAACAUGCCAGGGUGAAGUGUUUAACACUAGAGGAACUGCAGCAUUUAUGGCUCCUGAAGUAAUUACCCUUGAUAAAGGGUGUGGUUAUGGCCGAGCGGCUGACAUUUGGAGUGUUGGUUGUGUUGUCAUUGAAAUGGUGACUGGAAAACAACCGUGGUCUGAAUACGACAAUGUUUAUGCAAUUAUGUAUAAAGUUGGAGGAGGUCAAACUCCAGGUAUUCCAGAAACUUUAAGUGAAGAAGGAAAACAUUUUCUAACAUGUUGUUUUCUAGAGCAGCAUCUCAGGUGGACUUCAGCUAUGCUUGAAGAUCACCCAUUUGUUAAGUGCUGCUAAUGUUGUGAAGUGAAGUAUUGUUGCUAAUGUCAUAAAGUGAAGUUAAUUGGUUAUUGAAUUACAAUCAAGUUUGUUGUUGUAUCUACAAUUGGAGUAUUGUGUCUUUAGUUAAAGUACAUCUACACCUGUUGCACAACAUCAGCAUUUGUUUAUGUUGUUUGUUGUUUUUUUCUAAUAAACUAUGAUACAUAUAUAAAUUAUAUAUGUUAUUUAUACUGUAAUGUUAUAUGUGUUACUACAUAUAUAUGUUUUACUAAAGUAUGUUAAGGAUACUGGUACAUACUAAGGUAUGUUAAGGAUACUGGUACAUACUAAGGUAUGUUAAGGAUAUUGGUACAUACUAAGGUAUGCUAAGGAAGGUAUACAUCAUCAAGUUUUUUAAUUAGUUUUCAUGUUCUUCUAUUUAAGACUUUUUUUUUCUAAUAAGUUGCUUGCAUUUUUCUUUUAUCAUUUUUGUCAAUUUAAAGUCGUUAAACUUUUUUCAAUGGUUAGAUAAUUAUACUU